Trypanosoma cruzi is the source of this 3996-nucleotide messenger RNA. RefSeq lists its product as uncharacterized. The transcript has a single exon. Bases 1 to 3996 code for a protein of 1331 amino acids. NCBI's taxonomy places the organism in Eukaryota, Euglenozoa, Kinetoplastea, Trypanosomatida, Trypanosomatidae. The record is from RefSeq and is a predicted model, not a curated record.
AUGGGGGGAAAAACGAACUUGUGCGAGCUGUACCGCACGUACUGCGCGGAGGAGGGUUGUCGCGUGAACUCGGCAGUCCUGCAGUACAUUGAGAGCCGUGGGGCGAUGUGCCCGCUGGAGAAGCUUGAGUUGGGCAGCAAUUAUCUCGGGGCUCGCGGACUGCGCCCCAUCAUACGGCUUGUGGAGUACUCCCAGACCCUCACUUCCCUCGUUCUUGACGGCAACGGGGCGGACAAUGAGACGGUUGACCGGCUCUGCGAGGUCCUUGAGAAGCACUUGAGCAUACAGUACCUGAGUCUGCGCAAGAACCCCAUCACAGUGACGGGAGGGAAACGUCUGCUGGCGCUUGUGAAGCAAAAUCCGCGCAUAGUCGGCGUUGACCUUCAAGACACCGAUGUCUUUGAUGCACUCAUCUACAAGAUUACAAAAGUCACGGAGUCCAACCAUGGACGAGGAAUGCGAGAGAGACCGCAGCUGACCGCGACAGAGCUGGACGGAACGCAAAUGUCCCGUGGACAUAUCGGGACUGCAGCGACGCGGCCCUCGGCGGAGAGGCCAACCCUAAGCACACUGCCCGCCAUCUCACGGGAUGCGGCUGGGAAGGAGGCGCUCUCAAAAGUCAUCGGGCCGCUGCCGCAUCGGUCAAGCGUCGCACCGGUGAUCACGAAGAUAAGAACGCGGCCGCUGGAGCCUGCGCUCGCCUCGAAGGAGUGCGGACGACUGCCGGAUUUGCAGCGGCAGGAAUUACAGCGACGCUACAAGGAGAAGGCGAUCCUGUCUCGCGAGAUUAACAGCAGCCAGGCGAGUAGGGCGGCGGACCGUGCGCGGGAGGAGUUGAUGUUGUUGGAAAAAACCGCGAAGAGCUCUUCGUCCCGCAAGAAGAGUGGAGCGAAGACGACGACGGCGGUCUCCCUGCCGGAAAACACGAAGAACCGGAAAUCGCCUCUAUCCCAUCACGCACAGACCACCGAUUUUACCGAAAUGGCGAGUCCAAAGAUCAAUGUGGAUGCGUCUUUAUUGCCACAACAGCAGAAGGAUAAGGAUAACGGCAUGCAGGGUCCAGAGGAAUUGGAUGCCGCAGCGAGCAUUUCCAACUCUACAGGUGAGUUGAUUGUGAAAGGGAAAAGUGGCGAUAACAACGAGGCCGGUGCAGACGCAACCCCUCUUCCGGACGCUGAUGCACAUGUUGUGGCACCAGCCGAGCAAACGGAUGCUGAAGAUGCGAUUGCGAAAAAAAAAACAGAAUCCGAAUUGGUUGCAACAAACAAUUCGGACGACAUUCCACUGGAUAUUUUGCGGGACACGCCUCAGUGGAUGAUGCUUGACAGCAACGAGCAGUUUCAGCGUCUCUUUGACGGUGGCUGCCGCGCCUAUGUGAGACACGACUUUGAUGAGGCGUAUACGACGUGGAAUGAGGCGAUGAACAUUGCGGCAAGUAAAAAGAAUCGGGAGUGGAUGGCAGUUCUUUCAAGCAACCUGAAGCGUCUGAGUUACGAGAUUUUGGUGCGCGAGGGGGUAGAAGAGCUCAAGCAGGACCAUCUUGAGGAGGCAGAUCUUAUUUUUCAGCGUGCCCAGGAAGUGGCGCAGGAGGCACGCAACGCCAAGUGGGAAGCCGAUAUGCACAAGGCACGGAAAGAUGUGCAGCACGCUGUCUUUCAGCGCUGUCAUGAGGCGGCGUUGAAGGUGUUCGAGCGGGCACAGCAGGUGCAUGAGCACAAACUGACCGAGGACGAUUACUUCGUUGUUCCCGGUACGGACGUGAUGGUGCAACACACAGAGACUUACGUGAAUGUGUGGCCUCGCAUGCUGCUAGUGAAGGAGGCUGUGGAAAUGUGGGCGGCGUCGCGGCGUGUGACUCAGCGUAUUGGCGGCACAGAAAGUCGUGUCCUACAGAAUGUUGUUAAUGAGGCACUUGACACAGUCGCGUGUUUUCUCGCAAAGCGGUGCUUUGACACGGAGGACACGCAGUCUUUGAGCUGGAUGCGCACCUCCCUCUACAGCUACCAUGAGUGCGUCAUGCUAAGUUCACUGUGGACAGACAUGGCCUCCUGUGACGUGUUCGCGGAACACCACAAACUCUUUGCAGCCCUUGCAGCCGCGCAAAUUGGGAACUUUUACCUCGCAACCAACCAACUCAGCGAGGCACAGGCGCAGUUUGACACGCUUGAAUGGCUUGCGGGGGAGCUCGACGAUCCGCUCCUGCGUGCGGCCGGACACACAUUCAGUGCCAUUGUCAAUUGGCAACGUUCACGGUACGCCGCGGCAGAACCCCUGUUGCGCGCAGCAGUGCUAGAAUGGGGCACACUUCGUGAUGCAUCUUCGUCGCAGCGCAAAAAAGAAAACGGGGGUGACGACACCGCCGACAGCAAUGAGGACAAAACUUGCGGCUCGAAACUGCUUGCGUCUGUGCCGACGGAUUAUUUCUCCAUCAUGGAGUCUGUUAGCUUCAAGUACCUCGUCUCCAGUAUUGCAAGCACGUACCGUUACAGUGAGGCACUGGAGGUACUGGAGCACAGCCUUGUGUGCAAGUACCGCGACCUCUUGUUUGACAAGAUGCGGGUAAACUUUGGCGCCCAGCCGACUUUGGAGCACAUUGUGGCGACAUCGUCGCUGAUUCGAUCGCCGUUUAUUUAUCAGGUGGCGACACACCGCUAUGAUUGGUCCGUGGAUGAGCGAUGUUACGUGGUGGAUGAGAAGUUGCUCAUGUGGGUGGUGCUGCAGAGAAAUGAGAUGCGGUUCGUGGAGGUUGGUGUCACAAAAGACUUUAAGGUGCCCUCCAUCAAUGGACUCAUUGAAACACUUCGCAGGGGACUUCUUCUUGACCCACUUUCCUCCAGCGGCAACACUGAGACGGAGAUCACGCUAUCGCUGCCGAAGCGUGCGUGGGUUGAGCCUCUUCAGACUCUCUACGCCAUCUUUGUGGAUCCCGUCGUGGAGUUUCUUCGUGCCCUUGAUCCGCUGUUCCUGAGCAAAAACGGUGUUAUCACGAUGAUCCCGACGGAGCAGCUGUGGCUCGUGCCAUUCAACGCACUCAUUGCGCGGAACGGCAACUUUCUUGUGGAGGACUUUGCGGUACAGCUUGCAUUUUGUGCCACGCAAUGCGCCUUCUCUGUGCUGAGUGCCAAACGUGUACUCCAGCGAGACCUACAGCGUGACGUGGUGUUGGUGCAGCGUGAGAUUGACGCGCCGGCGUUGCAUCUGCUGUCGCAUGUGGCAUUUCCUUUCGAUUCGCUGCGUUCUCGAAAGGAGGGGGAUUUGAUUGUCCGCACAUUGGCGGAGAACAAGCGCAGUGUUCUUCAGAGCACCCGCACGACAGACUCCGUCUGCGUCACCACAAGUUCCGAGACGCUCGUGGAGGACCUCGACGCAUUCAGGGAGCUCCUGCCGAAGAGUCGCACGGUGUUUAUCGCAACAUCCACAACGAGUGCAACACGCAAUGACGAUAAUAGUGCUGGUGCCAUAUGCAUGGCGGUCUCACAUGAGGAGAUUGACCUGCUGCGCUCCUCUGAAAUUUCACGAAUGCGGCUGUUUGCGGAGCUCGUGGUGAUUAGCAACACAAACAUGUCCAACGCACGUGUGGCGGGAACACAUGACGAUGUUCAGGGGCUUAUUCGUGGGUUUUUCUCCAGCGGUGUGCCUUGUGUCAUUGUUGGGCAGUGGUGCACGCCCGAUAUGACUCCGUCGGAGCUUUUUUCAAAGUUUUUCCAGCUGCUCUCGGAGGCAAACAAUAAGCCACGAAGAUUCAGCUGUAGCCAUGAGGUGGCCACGACAGCAAUCGCUACGGCAAAAACAACAACAUCGGACGCGGAGUUGAAGCAUCCCGUGAGAGCAAACGAUGAGGAUGAAGUUGGCGGUCAUGAUGCGGCAUGUUUUUAUCGCCACAAAGCACUUCUUCUCGCGUGGGCUAUUCGGGCACUGCUAGAGGAUAAUUUCUUCCGCUUUGCUCCUCGCACCUGGGCAGGAUACUGCUGCGUCGGAUACGGGUCGCAUCAGUAG